Messenger RNA from Emericellopsis atlantica, 984 nucleotides. RefSeq names its product Alpha/Beta hydrolase protein. NCBI's taxonomy places the organism in Eukaryota, Fungi, Ascomycota, Sordariomycetes, Hypocreales, Bionectriaceae. Bases 1 to 984 code for a protein of 327 amino acids. The transcript has 2 exons. The record is from RefSeq and is a predicted model, not a curated record.
AUGACGCUGCUCAAGGACAAAACUACUGCUUACGCCACGAGGGGGCUCCCUCCGGCCCCCAGUGUCUCCAUGAAGACUAUACCUAUGGCCGGGUUGUUGGUUGACGCAUAUGGUCUGGAAGAGCUGAAGCCUGAAGUCCCGGUGACUUGCCUGUGGUUACUCCAUCCGCGCACGCGGAAUCGGGCGCGGAUGAGCGAUAUUGCGUGUCGAGUUGUGCAGAGCUAUAACGAAAGCUCGUCUUCUUCCGCACAGGGUCUCAUCGCACUGGCCUUUGACAUGCCCAACCACGGCACGAGGCUCGUCUCCGAACUGGGCAACAAGGCAUGGAAAGACGGCAAUUCAAAGCACGCAUUAGACAUGAUGGGUAUGGUAAGGGGCGGAAAAGGCGACAUGAGCGCACUCAUGGAUGUCGUGGGUGGAUAUCUGACCCGUGACAUUGGGGGACAUGUGGUUCUCGGCUGGAGCCUGGGGGGCCAUGCUGCUUGGGAGGCUUGGAUCGGAGAGCCAAGGGUCAAAGCUGGCGUCGUCGUAGUAGGCUGCCCUGACUUUAUGGGACUCAUGGGGGAUCGAGCAAAAAGGUCUGACUUGGAUUGUGGCGAGAACUUUUUGGGAAGCCAGUACUUCCCAAGGGACCUUAUACUAGUAUGCGAAGCGCAUGAUCCGAAAGGGAUAUUGUUUGGGACAGCGGCACUCCCGUCGUUGCCUCUAUCUCCGGAAGAAAAGACCCGAUUAAGAGAGACUCUGCAGUCGAGAGGCUGCCUCCAGGGGAAGAAGCUUCUCCUCUGCUCAGGAGCUGACGAUCGCUUGGUGCCGCACAGAAACAGCAAACGGAUGGUGCAGAUACUCAAAGAACUUGAGAUUGACGUCGAUGACAGGGUGUAUGAGGGCGUCGGUCACGCCUUCAGUGCGGAUAUGGUACAAGAUGCAGUCGCUUUUCUGGUACAAGCAGUCGCAGAUGGAGCCCAGCAAAACUCACGUCUAUAG